Diaporthe amygdali is the source of this 2109-nucleotide messenger RNA. RefSeq lists its product as uncharacterized. The record is from RefSeq and is a predicted model, not a curated record. Gene Ontology annotation, cellular component: cytosol; nuclear body; kinetochore. The transcript is spliced from 4 exons. Lineage: Eukaryota; Fungi; Ascomycota; Sordariomycetes; Diaporthales; Diaporthaceae. Bases 1 to 2109 code for a protein of 702 amino acids.
AUGGAGUCUGAAUACAAGACCAGAACACGGUCGCUCAUAGAUGAUGUUGUCGAAGCUUCCAAGGUGCCUGCCAAGAGACGUGACGUCGAUGUGAAGCCCAAGGUGGCAGAGUUGUCUUCAGUCGCGUACAGUCAGGGCGUCCUUCCAGACGAGCUCCUUGAUCUCAUCAACUUGAUCGUCUCGCCUGCUCAACUGGAUCAGGGCAGCCUCAACUCUAUCAUCAAGAAUCUGUAUCCCGCCGGGAAAGUCUCUCAAGACGUUAUACUGAAGAUAAUUGGCUGCCUCGGUCUGGGCGAGAUCAAGCCAUCUCUCACUCUUCAAAGUUCCCUUCUAAACUGGGUGAUCCAGGUUUAUCAUGUCCUCGAAACCAAGGCGCAGGCGGUCCUGUCGAGGGCAUACAGCGUGUUAUUCAAUCUCUUGGAUGUCUCUGCCACCAGGCCUCAACUAUUCCAUAUUCUGGCAAUCAUCACAAGGCGCAAACAUGUUCAGCACUACCGAAUACAGGCUCUGCUGAACCUGUCGAGGCAGGCUGGUAACGACCGGCACUUACAGGGGUUGCUCCGCGUCUACAGAAACUACUAUCCCGAGAUCAUUGUCGGCAACACCGGCAAGGGAAGCGCCUUCAAACUGCCUGACCCGGAGUGGCGGGAGAGGCUAUCUGUGAUCCAGAAAUUGCACCGUGAGCAACAGCAGAGCAGUCUUCAAGGUCCCAGAGACGGAUUCAAGACCAAUCAACAAAUUUUCUCCAGUUCCAAGGUUGCCAAACCAGGUGGGCUCCCACCUGUGCAGACCUCCAACGCACAUGAGAAAUCGGUCACGUUGGAGGAGGUCGACAGCGCUGAAAGUCUGGCCGCGAAUCUCGAGAAGGUCGAGCUGCCAGAUCACCUUGUUGCUGUCCUGGUGGAUCCGCUUCUUCAGAAGUUCAUGAUGCUUAGGCCGGACUUGAAUCUAAAGAGAGCUUCAGCUUGGAUGGAUGUGCAGCUCGCCGAGAUCCUGAAUGGCGAUGCGGAUGUCCGGGCCAUGGAAGAAACACUCAGGAUAAUUCUCGAAUAUGCUCGGACCACAAAGGAUAUAUCGCCUUUCUACACUGGCAUCGUCAAGCUGGUAGGACUGCGCCUGCAUUUGAAGGCUAACACUCGGAUACAUGAGAUCCUCGCCUACGCGCCGCUGAUGACCCCUGAAGACUUUUCCAUCAUGACGUCCACGCUACAGACGGCAGUGCUGGAUGGUUCUCUCGAGUCACAACUGGACCUUCUAGAACUGUAUGCCAACCUGCUCCGCCGCUGGCACGUCAUCCUCUUGACCAACGAGGCCGACAUCCCCAAACACGCCUCCGAGUCCGUACACCAACUGGUUUCGCAAGCCAACCAGCUCAGCCUCACCCUCCUGCAGACGUCACCCACGGAGCACACCACCCUCAGGGUCCUGGACUUCUACGAGCGCGCCGCGCAUAUCUACUCCAAGGGCACGCUCCUCCGGUCUCUGCAGAUCACGAUUCCGCCGGUGCCGCUCGUGUACACGCUGCAGUUCACGCCCUCGCUCGCGACGGCGUCACGCCUCUGCGCCGUGCUGGCGGCGUACAAGCAGGCGUUCGCGACGUACAUGUCCAACGCGGCCAAGGGGCUGGGCCCGCAGUACGACAAGAAGCAGGUCAACACGUUCAACGGGUUCCUGAUGGACAUCUGCAACUGCCUGUGGCGCGGCAAGGCGUUCACGACGCGCGACGCGCACGCCAGGGGGUGCGCCGUCGACGAGGGCGUCGCAAACGCCCUGGCCGCCUACGUCGCCGGGCUCUCGGACGGCGGCGACAUGGCUCUCGCCUCGCUCUUCACCAUGAGCUACAGCCCGCUGCUGUGCCUGCAGGCCGCCGAACAUGUACGCCACCUCGAGGACACGGAGGACGAGGACGUUGUACUGCGGGCUCGCCACGCCGGGCCCGUGACGCAGAGGAGCCUGGGCCAGCUCGCGAGGAAGGGCGGGCUCGAGCUUGCGUGGCAGGACUACCGGCUCGGUGUGCUGAAGUACCUGGAGGAGAAGGAGUUUGGUGGCAUUCCGGAGCUGAUGUACAGCACGAUGCGCAAUCUGUUGGAUGCAAGAGCUAAGGCUUGA